AUCACGUAUAACUUCCUCAUAUAAUAACCCACAUCAUGAUGUAUCACAGACCUCUUGAUAUUAACAAUCAAUUGUCGGUGCAGUCGGAUAUUAAAUGUCCUUAGAAUGUAUUUUAAAUUUCCGUUACUCCUUUUCAAAUUAGUAUAAAAAUUAUGUGACACACUGGAAUUCCGUAUAUGUUUAUUAUAUAUUAUCUAGAAACCGCGUCUUUAAGGAAUCCUUGAAGUCAAAAUAUGUUUAUAAACAAACUUUUCGGGAAGGAAUCCAAACCUAAGGCGCAGAAAGAUCAAGAUACCAAAAAAUCUAAUGAACCAGACCAAAGUACAACUACUGAAGAAAGCCUCUAUGAUGACUAUUGUGACAUAAACUAUGAGGCAUUAGGUUGGAAAGGGAUCUAUGAAACCAGAUAUAGGACUCUCAUCCCGCGUAGGCCAAUUCCCGAACCACCGACGAAGAACGAAGGAAAGUUGAUCACCAAGCAUGCUAUCGUGAAUCUUCCUCUCCAACACGUGUCAUCCAACAGACGGAUUGAAGAUUUAGACGAUGACGAAUAUGGGUACGAAGCUAGUAGUGUUAUUUCCAGACUCAAAAAGAAGGACACCACCUGGGAAGAAGCAUUUGUGGAUGCUCAUGAGUUUUUACCGUAUCAGAAAGACAGUCACAGUUUCAUGAUUUCCAAGUUUUUCUUCUUUCCUCGAGAAAACUACGAAAAGCUUUCUAUUGGCGAGAUAUGCCGAACAAUGGAGGAGGGCUCGACAGAAGUUCAGCAAGACUUGUCGAAGUAUGUCACAGCGUUUCGUCUGCCAAAUCUGAAACGAAAUAACAGGAUUGCAGAAAUCUUUAAUUUUCUCUCUUGCAAAGAGAAAUCCGUUAAACAUCUUUGCAUUAACAAACUGACGGAGGUGAUUAUGGAUGCUGAUCAGAGAAAAUUUACCAAAGAAGAAAUGAAGAACUUAUACAAGACAGGCACCACUGAACUAUUCACCGUUAUCUCAGAGACAAAGAAAACAGCCCCCAUAUUCCAGUCUCUCAUCCAGCUCGGGAUUAUGUUCAACUGCUUUAUUUACCUACGGGCCAUUGAAGCAGUUGAUGAUUGGAUUCCAUGCAUUCAGAAUGUAUUGUCAGCUAUCCAAUCUAAGAAGAAGCGUGUUAUGGAAAGAAAUGACCUUGAUGUUAUCAUCUUCGCUAAGAUGGCGAGAUGCAUGUUUGAAUUAGAAGCGGUGGAUUUCGACGAGAGUUUGUUGAUGGGAGAAGAUAUGGAUGAUUUUCUUCCCCCUUUUAACAGAGAAGACAAUGCUAUAUGUAUCGAGGGACUUGCUGCUCUUUUCCAUACAGGAAAUCUGGUGCUGAGACAGCAGUCAAAAUUCAAUCCAGGUGUUCAGAAAAUGGUAGUUUUAUCUUCAUUUAUGGAUGGUUAUACUGACGAGGGAAUGAGGAAAUGGUACCAUCGUUUGCUUGACUUGUUUAUAGUUCAUAUAUUACAACGUGAACAUUCUGAUGUAAAAUUGGAGGUGCUUGUAAAUUGUGAAAAUCAAUUACUUUCAAUAUUGAAUGAUGAGGGGUUUAGCAUGUACCACUGCCUGCUGUUUCACCAUAAUAAAAGAAUACGAUCCAGAUACAAAGAAAUCACUAAAAGAGACGACAGUACUUCAAAGACAGACACAGAGGAUCACAUACAGACAGGUUUAAGCAAGUGCGGGCUGGUGUUCAACACAUCUCCUUCAGUUUCACCUCUUAACAUUGGUUUUGAACGCAAACAAUGCACAUUUUGUAAAGUAGAUGCAUCUAUCACUUGCAUAUUCGAAGUUAAACCUGAUGAGCCAACAGAUCUGGAUGUGAAGAUUAGUUAUACUAACAGCUCCACGAUAAUUGAUGCAAUAAUAAAAAAAUUGAGACGAGAGAGGCUGGAAAAUGAAUUGGACGUGUUGAAGGAAAUUGAGUUCGGAGAUAUGGAUAGAAAUGUUGUUAGACUUCUGGCGUUCAAUCAGUCCUCGCCAAAGUUUUACAUCAAAGAAAAACUACCAGGAGACAAUCUACAAAGGCGCCUCCUGAAGGCUAGAGACGAAGGGAAGAAAAUCCCAAUCACAGAUCUCAUUGGAAUUAUCGUACAAGCUGUGCAGGCAAUUAUAUACGUACAUAGCUAUGGCUGCCUCGUUAGGGAUAUAACCACAGCGUCCUUCGGCUGCACAUUGACAGAAAAUGGAUAUGUCCUCAAACUGAAAAACUUUGAGAUGGCGGCUAAGCCGUCCGAUUUUCCUAGUGGUGGAAUAGUGUGCGGCUUAAUUGAUCUGGACUUUGACGGAGUCCCCAUUCGGUGGGCGGCUCCCGAGAGUCUGCUAAAAGGAUUCUACAGUAUCUACAGUGACGUUUGGUCUGUCAAUAUUCUAGCAGACGAAAUCCUCAACUAUGCCGCGUGGCCGUAUUCGGACAUAAUCGAUUCGGAUAUUGACGAUAUGGUAACUAAUAUUGUCUUUACUCACCUUAAACCUCAAGGAUUCAAUCGACCGAGGCGCGUCCAGGGUCUUAUUUUGGAGGGACUUGCCAGCGAACCCGAUCAGAGACUAAAACUGGAGGCGUUGCGGGAAAGACUUUUAGACAUAUCGCAUAACGUCAGCAGGGGGAAAGGCUAUAGUACAUACGACACUUAUUCUGGAGUGGAGGGAACACAUGCAAAGGUAUACGAUAUACCUCCCCUUACAGAACGACAAAUAAAACCCAACUCUGUAUUUGAAAGGGGAAUUCCAGAAUCAAUUCAAAGAUACAGGGCGCAUGAAGAGGAUUCUAUGGCUGUCUUUGCGUCAAAACUAGCGGAAGACAAUGAAAGACUACGAGAACAGGAUGGCAUCCCACUGAUAGAAAUAACAUCUGACGAGUAUUACAAGAUUGUGCACGAGGACAAACUAGGAAUGAUGAAAGUAAUGGAAAAAGUGAGCGAUGACUUCCUGAAGUUUACAUACAACAGACUGAAGGAAAUCGACAGUAGAAGGAUGUGUGUGGAACCAUGGCCUCCUACGACAAGUGUCUCAGAGGACGGUUCCAAACAACUACACUACAAAUUUCCAAGAUCAACACACCUUCUUGAUAUAGCUCUCCACAAACAACGCGGCGACACGAUUGGUCCAUACAUUGAGCUCCUCUAUGAACUGGCCAAUCACAUAGACUUUUUCCAUUCAGCGGGAUGGAUAUUUCGAAGUCUCAGAGCAAAACAUGUUUGGAUUUUGGAAACGAAAAUAUGGCUGGUGCUAUUUAUCAGGGGGAAACACCCUUCUUUGCCAAAAUAUAAAGAAUGCUGCUUUUCACUGGAACACGAACAAACAAUUGUGGUGCCCAAAUUUGGUAAAUACCGUGUGGUAGCGUCGUCAGACUACGACAUCCAUCUAGAGCAGAUCAAAGUUGAAAGACUAGAGGAGACGGAUGGAAUACAAUGGCUUCCAAUUGAAGCGAUAAAAGCCGGACUAUAUUCCAAAGAAAGUGAUGUAUAUGCCUUUGGCAUGAUCACGUGGGAAAUCAUGUCUGCGUUUGGACAGGAGGGCAUUGUGUAUGACAAGGACGAAGAGCGGGAGUUAACGUGUAUUCCAUUCAAUUAUCAACAAUCUGCAAAUAUUCUACAGCAUCUGAUUAAGGGAUAUAUUCCAGAAAAGCAUGUUAAAUGUCCGGAUUGGUUUUACCAAGAAGUUACGAGGCCUUGUCUUCUACAUCAAAAAAUCGACAGACCAUCAAUGAAAACCAUCCUACAAAUCCUGAGUACGAGACUUGGGAAGUCACUUCCAAAACAAAUCCUAAGUCUUCCACCAUUACCCCCACCACCCACCUCCACCUGGUCAACAAAUUGCCCUGUACGUCUACCUCGCCAACCUUCGGAAAGGUAUCCCUUGGUACGUCAACAAAUAUCCGAAGAUGUAGACUCGUAUGAAGAAGUCGAUUCCCUGACUCAUUUGAGAACACCUCCACCUCUGCCUCCUGUUUUAUAUCACAAUACAAAGGAAAGAAAAAACCAGGAUAGAGUGAAACGUAUACUACCACUUCCUCCAAAACCGAAAGACGUCGAAGAGAAUGACACUGAAGAAAUACCGACACUAUGGAUUAAAGGGAGAGAGGCAGAAGAAAAUGUGGCUGAAGAUGACGUUACCUUUAUUAGUCCGCCUAUUCCUAGAAGACCGCCACCUCCUGCUCCAACAGGAAAUCAAAUAGAGUCAACAGAAACAACGGAUGAAAAGUCAUGCAAAACACUGCCUCUUCCAAAACUUCCAGAAAGUAGUAUCAAAACACUGCCUCUUCCAAAACUUCCAGAAAGUAGUAUCAAUUUGAGUGAAAAUACGUCUGCUCCAACACUUCCACCAAAGCCACAGUGUGCCAUAUUUAUUGCGAAUCAAGACUCCAUAAACAUCCAUAAAACUUCAGAUUACUUAGAGUUUCCACUAAAUACUCGAAGUCAAAUAUGGGAUAAUAACAAAGGAUCAUGUAAUGAGAGAAAAGCUUCCCUACAGAGUGUGGAGGACACAGAGGGAGGAUCAGGUAAUGAGAGAAAAGCUUCCCUACAGAGUGUGAAGGACACAGACAGAGGAUCAGGUAAUGAGAGAAAAGCUUCCCUACAGAGUGUGGAGGACACAGAGAGAGGAUCCGACUUUGAUCGGACAUCAGGACUUUGCCAUGCACAACAAGUCGACAACAGUUUAGGGGACACACAGAGAGGCUCAGAUUUUUACGGGGAAUUGACAAACAUUGAAAAACAAUCUAGUCCAUAUGUGAAUGAAACGGGAACCGACACAAAACCCAUCCUGCCACCCAGGAAACCGCUGAAUAAAUAACUUGAUUAGUGCAUGUAGUUAAGCACAGUUUAAAUAUUGUGAUUCCAUUGAUAUAAUGCUACUUAGUUCGUAACAUUCGUUGUUUCUCAUUAUAUUUUUCUUGCAUUCAACAAAACGCGCAAUGGGUGCAAGUUUUCUAAUCGCGACACAUAUAGAAUACUGCACACAACAGGAUGAUUAGAUGUGAUGGAACCACCGUCUGUUGUGCAUGGGAAAGGCAAAUAUGGCAGGAUUAAUCAAACUUAUAUCUGAAAUGUGUUGAUGUUGUAAGUGUAUCAAUUUAUGAAUGGCUGCAAAUAAUUCAAGAAAUAUAGUCCCUUUGUACAAUGAAGCGAGAUCAAAAGAUCGAUGUCGGAUAAAAAUCUAAAUUCAAAUAGGGGGAGGGGGAUAAAAUCUCCCGUAAGUUUCUGUCAUCCGACAUCGAUUACACUUUAGUGGAAAAAGACAACCCCAUAAUAUUACAUUUUAAUGAACAUUGAAUAGUUUUGAUGUACACAUUCGUUUGUGAACAAACAGUAGAAAAGGUAUACAGCGUGUGUUUAUAAUUGUAUGUUUAUACUUGUUAAUCGGUUAGUUUCAACAUUCAUCAUAUUUAGUUUUAAAGGGGGUGAUAGGUCUUAAUGAAAACUAUGUGAAUUUAAUUUUUUAUCAGACAUUGAACUUUUGAUCGCGCCCCUAACACUUCUGCGUGGAAUUAAUUGAUAAAGUUGUGGUUUAAGCCCUUUUCUAACACAUCAGAAAACUUUUGCGCACCAAGGAGUUGUGAUCAUGAUAAGAGAUCGUCUCAUGAUAUCCUCAGUUGUUAUUGUGAAAUGGAGACAAUUUGAAAUCACUUCGUUCAAAAUAUGCAUGAAUGAUUCUUUAUCAUACAUUAGGUAUAAAGGCUUGUCUGUUUAUCUGCCCUACUCUCAAGUUUAUUUUCUUUAUAGGAUUUAUGAUAUUGGUCACUCUUCGUUAUCUUCAUUUUUUCAUAAAACAGAAUUUAAAAAUCCGGCAAUAGACUAUAGACCAAUGUUACCAUAUAAUGGAUAUUUCUGCGGUUAUAUAUUUUGAAUAUCGAUUGCUUACUACUUUAAGCCAAUAGCUGACUAUAGAUACGCAAAAGAGAUAUAUUACACGGCAAGAGUCCAAUGAAAGGUGAAUAACUCUUAUAAUGUAAAACUUGUACGGUACCAAUUUUGAUGCACCAGAUGUGCAUUUCGACAAAUUAUGUCUCUUCAGUGAUGCUCAACCGAAAUGUUUGAAAUCCGAAAUAACAAGCAAUACUAAAUAGAGAGUUGGGCAAACACGGCCCCUGGAUAUGUUUUGUUUUUCAAGGACCCCAUAUAUUUCAUUAUUACCCUUCUAAGUUUCUACAUAACUAACAUCCUGUCGAUGAUUUUACGUAUGUACAUUAAUUCGAAUUCUAAAAAGGUAUGUUGACAUUCAUCUUGGUGCUUUAUUGUAUGUACAACACUAAUAAAUGACUGGAACGCA
Molecule: messenger RNA, 6284 nt
Organism: Ostrea edulis (European flat oyster)
Lineage: Eukaryota; Metazoa; Mollusca; Bivalvia; Ostreida; Ostreidae
Exons: 18
Coding region: 234-4808 (1524 amino acids)
Biological process (GO): protein phosphorylation
Molecular function (GO): ATP binding; protein tyrosine kinase activity
Source: RefSeq, a predicted model, not a curated record